Molecule: messenger RNA, 750 nt
Organism: Aspergillus pseudonomiae
Lineage: Eukaryota; Fungi; Ascomycota; Eurotiomycetes; Eurotiales; Aspergillaceae
Product: bZIP transcription factor
Exons: 2
Coding region: 1-750 (249 amino acids)
Source: RefSeq, a predicted model, not a curated record
AUGGAUAAUACCAAUCAAAAGAAAAUUGAUAAGCUGGCUCGAGUUCGAGAAAACCAACGCAAGAGCCGUGCUAGGAAGCAGGAGCACAUCCGCGGCCUAGAGCAAAAGCUGGUGGCUCUCCAAGAACAAGUCCAUAAAAAAGAUGUUGAACAUAGACUGGCUGUUCAGAAGCUGGAAGCCGAAAAUAGGGGCUUGAAACGUCUUUUUUCUCGCUUAGGGUUUCCUACCGAAACUAUUGCAGAAUAUGCUCAGGCACUUGCGGACCCAAACACGGCUCAGAAGGUUGCCAUUCCAGCUCUAAGACAGUCCCCGGCCACGCAGAAUCAACGGAACACUUGUGGGAGUUCGCCUUCAUUACCUAGGUGCCAGGCGGGUGCCGAGGUCCCACACAUAGUGGAGCUAGGAAGCUCAUUAAAGACAGACGUGCUCCAGGGCGCUGCAAGGCCCGCCAAAAGAACCGAGCCUCAGGAGAUUUCAGAUCAACAAAUAUCCGACCAACGUCUGUCCAUAUGUGGUUGUCUUCCUGGUGAAGCAGCGGGAUCACGACCCACUAGUUAUGAUGUUCUCAAUACGACCCUCUGCGCGAUUGCGGAAGAGCUGAUCAAGCAACACAAUAGACGUGGCUUGGACAUGGCAGAGAUUCAGAAAAAGCUCUGGGCAGGUUUCUCGAAUGGCCUCACAACUGACGAAGGAUGCAGAGUGCAAAAUCAGAUUUUAUUUCAGGUUCUAGAUGAGAUUAGUGGUGACUAA